Molecule: messenger RNA, 1326 nt
Organism: Penicillium soppii
Lineage: Eukaryota; Fungi; Ascomycota; Eurotiomycetes; Eurotiales; Aspergillaceae
Product: YgfZ/GcvT domain-containing protein
Exons: 1
Coding region: 1-1326 (441 amino acids)
Cellular component (GO): mitochondrial matrix
Molecular function (GO): protein binding
Source: RefSeq, a predicted model, not a curated record
AUGAUGCGCCCACGCCCCUCGAUUUGCAGCCGCUGUCUAGCUUCCAGUAGGAAGUUCUCUACAACAGCUCAGCGCAAUCAACAAAUUCAAAAUGUCCCCUUCCCGCCUACGGCUGGGUAUAGCCGACUCACAAACCGUGGAUUGAUCUCGGUGACCGGCACCGACAGCACAACCUUCCUCCAGGGCUUAAUGACCCAGAACAUGCUAGUCGCCAACGAUCCGAAUCGAAACAUCCGUCGCACAGGCGCAUACACUGCAUUUUUGAAUUCUCAAGGCCGAGUCCUCAACGAUGCCUUCAUCUACCCGCUUCCCGGCGCCGAAGCCCAAGGUGCCGACUCCGGCUGGCUGGUGGAGGUGGACAAAGACCAGGUCCCAGUCCUUAUGAAACACCUCAAGAAACACAAGCUACGCGCGAAGCUCAAGCUCCGCGCUCUAGACGAAGGCGAACGCACCAUCUGGUCGUCUUGGAAGAACCAUGCAGAGCCGCAACGGUGGGCUGCAUACAGUCUGGAGUCCGAGUCACCGUCUCCCUUUUCGCCUACCUCCGAAAUUGCCGGGUGCAUUGAUACACGUGCUCCGGGUUUCGGUUCCCGCAUUAUCACACCUGGUUCCGACGGCCUACGCACUCAUCUUCCAGACGAGGCCCAAGUCCCCGGGUCAGAGGUCGAGCUGGACUCGUACACCGUCCGCCGGUUCCUCCACGGUGUUGCAGAAGGUCAGGCGGAGGUACUCAGUGGGUCGGCCUUGCCUCUACAAUGUAAUAUGGAUAUGGCUCGCGGUAUCGACUUCCGCAAGGGCUGUUACGUCGGACAAGAAUUGACAAUCCGCACACACCACCGCGGUGUCACGCGGAAGCGUCUUUUGCCCGUCCAGCUGUAUGACCUCCAAAAUGCGCCGAGUGUAUCAGAAACCCUGACAUACGAUCCUUCUGUGCAAUUGACUCUGCCGACGGGUGAAACGGAUAUCGUCAAGGCUGGUGCCGCUACCCGCCGCAACCGCAGCGCGGGCACGUUCCUGAACGGUAUUGGGAAUAUUGGACUUGCGCUGUGCCGCCUCGAGGUCAUGACUGACGUUGCACUCAUGGGCGAGACACCUGCUCGUCCUCACGAACAUCAAUUCAAGCUUUCGUGGGCCCCAGAGGCAGAGCAAUCCAACGAAGUUGGCGUGCGCGCUUUUGUUCCCCCUUGGCUUAGGGACUUUAUCUCUGGCGGCAAAGAGGAAAAGCCCGCUCUGCGAAACCCCGACGCAGAGGAUGGCGAGCGGGCAAGGGAUUUCGUUGAGCAAUUAGAAGAAGAGGAAGAGGAAGUUGAGUCUCACCGGCAUUGA